AUGGCUUCAUCGUACAAGAGCGCCACUCGCUCUCACAUGCGUGAUCAUCGGCUUGAUCGCCAAAUCGAAGUCAUGGACGAAGGCGAAGCCAGUGAUCUCAGUGACCUCGAUAUUGUCAAACACACUGCCAAACAAGUCAAUCUGCUCGACACCUUUCAGAGAUCCGAUGGCACAGACAGUGACACUCUUCUAAACUCCGACGACUCUAAGAAUGCUGGUCGAAAACGUCCGAGAGAUGAUGAUGGCGAACGAGUUACAUUUGAUGAUGAAGAAGAUGCCGACGAAGCUUACAANAAGUUCAAGUCUCGCAAGUCUGAUCAACGCAAAGCCACGGCUGCUCGUACCAANAAGGCAAAGGCCAAAGCCAAUGCAAUUGUUGGCAAGAAGCAGAAAGCUCUUCUUGACGCAAAACAGCCCAACCCACGCAAAUUCAAGAAUGAUACCUAUGGCACAGACUCUGAGGAUGAGCCACCCGAAGACAACUUACCCGAAUUCCUUCGAGCUCGAAAGUCCAAGUGGAGUCAAGAUCGUGCCAAACAUGGAGAAGCCAUUCUCUCAGUACCUCCUGACUAUGAUGGAGUCUACUUCACCGACGACGAGAGACUGGAAGAGUUGCGGGAACGACCUGUCCUGCGCGAUGCUGAAACCUCCCAAGACUACAAGGAUAUCGAGAUGCCAAAGUCGGACGGCAUUAUCCCAGCCCCUAUUGCUCAAUGGCUACGCGAUUACCAGAUCGAUGGAGUCAGAUUCUUGCAUGAGCUCUUCGUAUUUCAAGAAGGUGGCAUCCUCGGUGAUGAUAUGGGUUUGGGCAAGACUAUCCAAGUCAUUGCAUUCUUGACAUCUGCCUUCGGAAAGACUGGAGAUGAGCGAGACUACAAGCGCAUGCGCAAGAUGCGACGCAACAACCGAUGGUAUCCCAGAGUCUUGCUUAUCUGUCCUGGAUCUUUGAUGGACAACUGGAAGGCCGAGUUCGACAAAUGGGGUUUCUGGCACUAUGACACCUACCACGGAAGCAACGCAAGUCGUUCAGCUGUACUCUCCGCUGCCAGGGCGGGUAGACUCGAGGUCAUGAUUACAACCUACACCACCUAUCGCAAUCAUCGAGGUGAGAUCAACAUGAUCGAGUGGGAUUGUGUCAUUGCAGAUGAGUGUCACACAAUCAAGGAGCGAAGCUCCGAGAUCAGUAAGGCCAUGAACGAAGUCAACGCCUUGUGUAGAAUUGGACUCACUGGUACUGCUGUACAAAACAAGUACGACGAAUUCUGGACUCUGCUCAAUUGGACUAACCCUGGGAAAUUCGGAACCAUGGCUGAAUGGAGGAAGAGUGUCAGUGGUCCGCUCAAGAUUGGACAAUCACAUGACACUACUAAUGCCCAGCUGGCCGUGUGCAGACGGGUUGCUGACAAGCUGGUGAAAAACUUGCUACCACCACACUUUAGACGUCGGAUGAAGUCUCUGAUCGCACACCAAUUGCCGAAGAAGACUGAUCGCGUAGUCUUCUGUCCGUUGUCGGACGCUCAAUCAGAAGCAUACAUGAAUCUUGUUGAUAGCGACAAGAUCGACUACAUUCGACGCUCCUCUGACCCUUGUGACUGCUCAUCCGGCAAGAAACGAGGUUGGUGCUGCUAUAUGGAGGUUCCUGGUCGCGGCAAAUGGCAACACCAUGUCUUCCCCAUGCUCAUGACGCUACAGAAGUUAGCAAACCAUCUUGCCCUUCUCUGUCCGCAGAGCCUAGAUUCUGAGGAGAUGCAACACAAGGAGUUGGAGAAUUUGCAGUUGGCUCUACCUGACACUUGGCUCGAGAUGUAUCACAACCGUGAUCAAAUCACCAACUACGCCAAUGCAGACUUUUGUGGAAAGUGGAAAGUGCUCCGGAAGCUGUUGAAGUUCUGGCACUCAAACGGCGACAAGGUUCUCGUUUUCAGUUACUCGGUUCGUCUUCUGAAAAUGCUGCAGAUGCUCUUCAAAUCGACUACAAGCUACAACGUCUCUUAUCUUGACGGAAGUAUGAAGUACGAAGAACGUACUCAGGCAGUUGACGAUUUCAAUGCCAAUGAGACUCAGUUCGUCUUCCUCAUCAGCACAAAAGCUGGCGGUAUGGGUCUGAACAUCACUUCUGCAAACAAGGUCGUCAUCUUCGACCCGAACUGGAAUCCAAGUUGGGAUCUUCAAGCUCAGGAUCGCGCCUACCGCAUUGGUCAGACCCGUGAUGUCGAAGUCUUCCGUCUCAUCUCUGCGGGCACUGUCGAAGAGAUCGUCUAUGCUCGUCAGAUUUACAAGCAGCAGCAGGCUAACAUUGCCUACAAUGCAUCUACUGAGCGCCGUUACUUCCGUGGUGUCCAGGAUACAGCAGACAAGAAAGGUGAAAUCUUUGGUCUAUUGAACCUUUUCAGCUACGAGGGUGAAAACUUGGUCCUCCGCGACAUUGUCAACAAGACAAACAUUGCCGAAUCGAAGGCUGGUGUCAGUGUUGUCGGCUUGGACACGUCGCAAGACUCUGACGACGAUGAUGACGAUAACCUCAUGGAUCGUGAGGAUGCUGCCAUGUCUCAACUCGCAGCCGAGAUCACUGGCGAAGGCGGCAAGAAGAAACAUGAUGACGAACGAGAUUCGGAGACCAAGAGGCAAGCCCGCGCCAUUCAGGCUAUCCUCAACAUGGCAGGUGUUGAGUAUACACAUGACAAUAACGACGUAGUCGGGUCUUCGAAGAUGGAAGCUCAACUAUCUAAGCGUGCUAUGGCUGCAGGUACAGACUUUGACCUUUCCAACGAGUACGCAUUCGAAAAAGAUGCCAACAUCCAUGGAAGCUUCGACGACGAGGGAAAGAUUGCGUACAAGUACAAGCCUCCAGAAUAUGUGAGGAAGAGGUUGUUCUGCUCAAUGGCGGAAUACUUUGGCUUUGCGGAUGCAACGGAGUUUGCACUUGUUCUUGAGGGCUGGAGCGAGCAGAGAAAGACCGAUUGUCUAAACAAGUUCUACAGACACAGGAGAGAGGUUCUUGAGCGUGGAGAUGCGGAAGAGGAAGAGGCAGGGGAGAAGUCUGCCUUCUUCAAAUGA
Molecule: messenger RNA, 3057 nt
Organism: Aureobasidium musti
Lineage: Eukaryota; Fungi; Ascomycota; Dothideomycetes; Dothideales; Saccotheciaceae
Source: the annotation of a GenBank genome assembly